AUGCAACGACGGGAUGCUUUGGCAGGUUCUUCUUGGGGCCAGGACACUGGGACGCUAGUCAUGACAUACCGGGCAACAGGUAAAGCAACGACUGAGCAUGCAUCAGUUAUCUUUGCCCCACUGUUUAGCGGCGCCAGCUGGGCGAAAGUCCAACGCGUUGAGAACGCUGCUCUCCGCAUCGCCACCGGCUGUGUUAAUAAGACCAAUGUAGAUCACCUCUAUCAGGAAACUCAAGUCCUCCCUCUGAAAGUUCACUCUAUCAUGCAGGCAAAAAUCUACAUUGCGCAGUCC
This is a messenger RNA of Dibothriocephalus latus, 291 nucleotides long. The record is from the annotation of a GenBank genome assembly. NCBI's taxonomy places the organism in Eukaryota, Metazoa, Platyhelminthes, Cestoda, Diphyllobothriidea, Diphyllobothriidae.